AGACAGUUCAUGUUCCAAAAAUUAACAAAUUAGAAGUGUGAACUUUCUUGUUCGUUGCAAUUGAUGAAGAAACAACGGACCGCAUGAAGGAGUCCAGGAUGAAUGUGGAGACCUUGAAUAAAGGAGAGCUGCUGAUGCUUCUCAGCAUCCUGGAGGGAGAGCUGGAGGCUCAGGACCUGGUCAUCAACGCCCUAAAAGGCCAGCACAAAACCGCCUUUGUCCAGGAGCGCUAUGGGCAGUAUGAUCUGAGCGACCCGUUCCUCGCUCUGCAGAGGGACAGCGAGAUGGCUCGGAGUCAAGGUCCCUGCGCGGGGGAGAGGAGUCAGUCCGUCAGUCCCAGCCCUUUGGCCGUGCUCAAGCUCGUCAUGGCCCACUGUAAGAGGAUGCAGGAGAAGAUGAUGGCCCAGCUGGCCGCCGCCGAGAGCCGACACAGGAGGGUCAUAGCUGAUCUUGAGGAGGAGAAACGGCGCCAUGCUCUGGACACUGCCGAGGGCGAUGAUGUCACCUACAUGCUAGAGAAGGAACGGGAAAGGCUCCUGCAGCAGCUGGAGUUUGAGAAGGCUCAGGUGAAGCGGUUGGAGAAGGAGCAGCAGAAGUUGUCAGGCCAGGCAGAGGAGGACCUGGCCCAGCACCAGCAGUUGUCUUCUGCCCUGGCCAAAGAGUGCCAGCGCGCCAGCGCCAAAGCACAGGAGGAGGGUCAGCGCGUUGCCGAGCUUACGCGUCGCCUGGAAGAGGAGAGCAGCGCCGCCGAGGAACUGAAGAGGGCGCUAGAGGCCGAACGCAACCGCGGCCUGCAGAUGGAGGCACGGGCCGAGAGGCAGCUAGCCGAAUUCGACACUGAGCGCGAGCAGAUGAGAGCUCGUCUGCGUAAAGAGGAGGCCAGAUGCCUGGAGCUGCAGGAGCAGAUUGAGAGGCUUAAAAAGGAGCUAGCCACACUGGGAGAAGCUAAAGUUAAAGCUGAGGAAACAAAAGCAAAAACGACACCUAAAUCACCAGCAGGACCGACGCUAGUGUCUGCUUUUAGUCAGACAGAGCCCGAGGUGAAAUCAGUAAGCACAAAGACAUCUCCGCUGCCCAAGCAGAACGGGCAUCACCACGUCCAGAAAGAGACAGAGGCAGCAGAGGAGAAGCCCAGCCAGGAGAAUGGCGGGGGAGAUAACGGGUCAGGAGGAGGCCUGCAUUCGCCCAUUCACCUCCAACAGAGUCUGUCACCCAGCAGCACAGCCUCCUCUUCGCUCACCUCCUCUCCUUGCUCCUCGCCAGUCCUUAACAAGCGCUUGGCAGGUCUAGGCGCUUCUAGCCCCACUUACCAGUCCUCUUACCAGGCAAGUGUCAACCAGCGCUUCCAUGCCGCACGCCACAAGUUUCAGGUUCAGGCUGAGCAGGAGCAGCAGCAGAGCGGACUCCCGCACUCCCCUCGAGACCUCUCUCCGACCACCACCCCUCCCCCGGAGAACAGCACAGCCAAGCAACUGGCCCGCAACACCGUCACUCAAGUUCUCUCUCGCUUCACCAGCCAACAGGCAUCUGGAAAGCUCCCAGCCCCAAACAGCUCUCCAUUUGGCACAGACUACCGCAACCUGGCCUCCUCGUCUCCCUCUGCCAAAAGCCCGGGCCCCCUGUCUCCAGGCAUUAGGUCACCCAUUAUCUCCAGAUCUGAGAAGGGCCAUCCACCCCCUGUCCCACCCAAGAAACCUGGCCUCAACCAGUCACCUGCUUCACCAGUCACUUCUGGCAGAGGCAGCCACUUCCCAGAGCUUACGGGAAGCUGUGGCCUAAACAGCACACAAGAGGGCGCUAAAGAGCCAGACUUGGUCAUGUCCUCCUCUAGCUAACAUGCACAACACUAAAAGGCACUAUAACAUGUGUCGGUAGUUUAUACUCUAUGAACUCAAUCAGCUCUCUCAAAUACUGUCCAGCUAAAAUGAGACCUCUUUCAUGUUCCCUUUUAUCAACCAUUAUUUGUAAUGAUCUUUAUAUGUCUAGUUAUAUUUUGAG
Messenger RNA from Chanos chanos (milkfish), 1998 nucleotides. RefSeq names its product CTTNBP2 N-terminal like b (gene cttnbp2nlb). Lineage: Eukaryota; Metazoa; Chordata; Actinopteri; Gonorynchiformes; Chanidae. The transcript has 5 exons. The record is from RefSeq and is a predicted model, not a curated record. The coding region runs from base 84 to 1835 and encodes 583 amino acids.